Molecule: messenger RNA, 1656 nt
Organism: Drosophila innubila
Lineage: Eukaryota; Metazoa; Arthropoda; Insecta; Diptera; Drosophilidae
Product: antichymotrypsin-2-like
Exons: 4
Coding region: 387-1595 (402 amino acids)
Molecular function (GO): serine-type endopeptidase inhibitor activity
Source: RefSeq, a predicted model, not a curated record
GUGCAUGGCUGUGUGUGGAUAUAAAUGUGCAAGUGUGUGUGUGUGUGUGCUUUUUGUGUGGAAAAACAAUUGUGAACUAAGCACAAGCAUUCAGUUGGCCAAACGACGUCUUAGCAAACAGAACAGAGAGCGCUUUAAAUAUAAAAGAUAACGAGAAUUAAAAAACAAUACAAUUGGAGAAAGCCAACGCACAGAUUGUUGUGACAUUUAAAAAGCAAUCCGUAUUUAGUUAGUGAGUUAAAACAACAAGCAAGACGGCUAAGCAACGCCAACAACUGAACAACAUUCGACGAGUCUGUGUGACGCUCUCGCUGCUGCUGCUGCUCCUACAACUCGCCCAAUCCCAGCACCAAUCCCAGCUCCAAUCCAAGUCCAUACUCAACACCAUGGCCAACACCGAUAGCAACAAUGUGGCCGAGUUCUCCCGCCGGCUGGCCAACUUCUCCAUGGAGCUGUACGGCAAACUGAUCUCGCUGAAGCCCAAUCAGAACGUUGUCUUCUCCCCCUUCUCCAUCCAGAGCUGUGCGGCCAUGGCUCGGCUGGGCGCCUCGGGAGAAACAGCCGCCCAACUGGAUCGUGGCCUUGGUCUCAUUUCCAGUGAUGCGGCACAGAUCGCCAGCAGUUUCCACGAAGUGAUCGCUGCGUAUGAAAACAGUACCAUUCUACGCAUUGCCAACAAGAUCUACGUAAUGAAGGGAUAUGAACUGCGGGAUGAAUUCAGUUCGCUGCUCACCAAACAGUUUCUAUCGGCUGCGGAGCAUGUGGACUUUGCCAAGAAUGUGGAGGCAGCGCGUCUCAUCAAUUCCUGGGUGGAGCAGCGCACCAACAACUUGGUCAAGGAUCUGGUACCGGCCAGUGCCUUGGAUUCCGAUUCCCGUCUAGUGUUGGUCAAUGCCAUACACUUCAAGGGCAACUGGGUGCAUCCAUUCCCGGAGCACUCCACCCACAAUGAGCGUUUCCAUUUAAAUGAAAUCGAUGGCAUCGAUGUGCCCAUGAUGAACCUAAAGGAACGUUUGCGUUAUGCCGAUCUGCCUAGUCUGGAUGCCUCAGCACUGGAAUUGCCCUACGAGAACUCGGACUUGUCCAUGUUGAUACUGUUGCCCAAGAGCAAAACUGGUCUGCCACAGCUGGAGGAGAAGCUACGCAAUACACCGCUUGCAGAGAUCACGGAGCAUCUGCACAAGACUCAGGUGCUGGUCAAGUUGCCCAAGUUCAAGUCCGAGUUUGAGGUGGAGCUGACAGACGCCUUCAAGCAGCUGGGCAUGACGCACUUGUUCUCGAAUCAAGCGGACUUUAGCAAGAUGCUCAAGAGUCCGGAGGAUCUGAAGGUGUCCAAGAUCAUACACAAGGCCUUCAUUGAUGUGAAUGAGAAGGGCACUGAGGCAGCUGCCGCCACCGGCGUUGUGGUGCGUAAGAAACGUAGCCUCAUAUCACAACAGGAGCCAAUCGAGUUCCAUGCAGAUCAUCCAUUCAUCUAUGUGCUGGCACAUCAGCAAACUCUGCCCUUGUUCUUCGGUUCCGUUGUGCAACUAGACGUGGCAACUUGCUGCAGUUGUGCCUCAACAACAGCAGUCAACGAACAUGACGAGCUUUGAUUACAAUUACAAAUACGACUAGAUAAUAAUAUUAUAAAAAAAAAGCACUUCAAAACGGGUA